This is a messenger RNA of Symbiodinium necroappetens, 2130 nucleotides long. NCBI's taxonomy places the organism in Eukaryota, Dinophyceae, Suessiales, Symbiodiniaceae. The record is from the annotation of a GenBank genome assembly.
AUGGCUAUCGAUGUAGGAUCACCCACAGAGCUGGCGGAGGGUGAUUCUGAGGAGGAAACCGAGAACAAGAAGCACAACAAGGUGAAGCUGGAAAAGCGGAAAAGGGUCGCCAAUGACAAUCCUGCACGUGCUCGUCCUGUUCCUGAACAUGAUGAUGAAGACGAGGACCUUGAUAGCCCUAGCAAACGUGCAAGUGUUGGAGAUGAAAAGCCCCUCACUGCGAGUGAAUUGCGUGUGCUCCUCUCUGGACAUGUUGCAGAGAUGAAAACUGCGUGGGGUGAAUUCCAUGGUCGCUUAGGUGCAGUCGAGUCCGAACAAGCACGGGUGAAAUCCACUGUGGGUGACUUGCAGGCUAGAACGGUUGUAGUUGAGAAGGACGCAGCUCAGCAAAGACAAAUUGCCCAAGACGCGGCCAACAGCCUUGAGAACCUCGCCACGGAAGUCAAGAACAUGAAGGUUCGCAUCGACCGUGUCGAAAACUCGGGGCGUAACAAUGGGACCAAGCCUGCUGAAGCUGGGCAACCUGACCCUUGGGCCGACUUCCUUCAAAAACGAGCCGCUCUUCCCGCCAAUGAUGGGGUGAACUUGCCCGCUAACUCCAAGAGUGCCACCAGCAAAGAUGAUCAGCUCUCGGAGGAGGAGAAGAGAACACUUGUUGUCGGUGGAUGGCUGCAAGACACCAGGCGGGGUGUCAUUGAGGAAGAAUCCGCUGUGAUCCUCGCUCUCCCUGAAAUCAAGGACCUCAUUGACGGGGACAAACUUGCUGUGUAUGGACCGCGACGCUCAGUUGGUAUGCUCAAGUUCAGCCGUAGGGGUGAUGAAACCGAGGGUGACAUGCGGAACAGAAUGUGGGAGGUCAUCAAGGCACUGUCCAAGAUCAAGUAUAUCCUUCCCUCUACGAGACAAGCUGGCGAGGAUCGACCUAUGUGGGCAAGCUUCGUCAAGACCCGCACAGCCAGGCUCAAGAGCAGCCAUGUCAGCCUCAUCCGUCGUGUUGUCAUCGCUCUCGCUAAGGACGCUGGUGCCAAUGGAGCCGCUGGUGUGAAUGCCAUUGUCAAUGAUCAGCAGAGCGCCUUCGAUUGUGAUUGGAAUCUUGGCACUAUUUGGAGUGGCCCGCUCAAGCUUGGGAGCGCGUCCCACCGUCCCCCCCGGGGUGAAGAAUGCAUCACUCUGUCUGGUGGAUGGGUGAGCAUCACGGCCGUGGCCCAGAUCGAUUCUGUUGGGGGUGACCUUUCCCGCCCGUGUGCAAUACGCAGAUGGGGAAAGUUCGGGCAGUGGAACCUUGCUGGUCAGAAAGUGGACCUCCUUGACGUUGCUGUGCCUGACUUGGACAUCGUUGCAGUUCAGGAAAUUGCUCGUGGAGAACCUGGUUGGGGUGAAGUAUGCACGGAAGAAUUUCAGUGGACAACUCACCGUGCAGCUGGACAAUGGAGGGGUGUUGGCGUAGGGAUUGCCCUUGACAAACUGGAUUCUGUUUUGCACAAAGUGGCCACGAGCAGAGGUGUCUGGGUGGUUGCUCGCCUGGUUGACAUGGGGAGGGUCAUCAUUGGGUCUCUACAUGGCCAUACAGGGGUCACCAACGACGUCUACCAAGCUGCCGUCCAUGAGUUCAUCAAGGCAUGCCCCUCCAGAUACCGUCAUCUCCCUCUGCUGUGUGGUGUGGAUGCAAAUGAAGUUCCCUCAUGGAACCUGGUGGACGAACCCCUACAGUUGGGACACACUGGGAGUAAUCUCACCACCUUGGUGCACGACUCUCUCCAGCACGGUGUCGUCGCUGCCGCACCUGAGGUCGUCUUUGCCAAUGCGCCUACACAUUACCCCAGAGAUGAAGAAAGAAGUGGUCGCCAGAUUGACAUGAUUUUCUCUCGUCAAAUUCGUCUCCAGCCUGUCUCUUUCCAUGCUGAACGUCGGCAUACCAUAGGAACUGAUCACGCCCUUCUCAUAACUGACAUCCUUGUGACUCGCAAGAGAUCGAGAAACACCUGGGGCAAUGAUUCUCGUGCUCGCUGGAUGUCAGAGCCCCUCCCUGACGAUGUCGAAAUUAUCGAGGAAGAUGACAUCGUGCACAUUGCCAAGACAUGCACCCGCCCGAGAACAUCCUGUGCCUACAAGGACUCCGCCGAAGUUCGU